AUGGCGGAUUUCCCGCCGCUGGCUCCAGUACCCUCCCCCGCAGUGCGGAGGACAAUCCCAUCAAAUGAUUGGGAAGCUUGUCUAGAUGCAUGGAUGGCCCUGUUGGGGAUCCGCCUGAAUGCAUCAGAUCAGCAGUUUAAGGUUGCAGCAACUGAAGAUGUAUCAAUACCCCCAUUCUUGGGUUCAUACUAUCAAUACACGGCUGCGGGGGACUCCAGUCUACAAAGUGGACCUAAAGCUCGACAACUUCGGAAGUUUUGCUUUCUGGCGACAAGAAGAUAUAUGCUCGGUCUUUCCAAUCCACCAGAGGGAAUUCUGGACUGGAGACUUCUCGGCAAUCUAUGUUGCUGCUAUCCUUCUAGCGCGGCCUUGAAAACGUCAUUAUCAAGUGCCUGGGAUCUACACCGCGACAAGAUCACUUCCAGUAUCGAGAGAGCAAAAGCUGUUGUGAUCAAGAACAUAUCCUCGGCAAACUCAUCCUCAAACCCCGAAGUCAUUUCUGAUAUCCGCCGUCUGACCAUCCUUACUUCCGUGCUGCCAGCAUGUGGCCAGGAGCUCAUGGCAGGCUCCGACUUCCUGGAUACGAUAUCAGAAGCCUACCAGUCAAAAGGUGCCCGGGACGAGUUCCGUAAGAUUCUCGUUGCUAACAUCUACGUCGGGCUCGUCUCUCUACUGAAGGAGCCCGUCAAUUUGUCCUCGUUGUUGGACCAGCUCUUCAGCCUCAAAGCCACUGCCAGAGUUGGAGCACCAAAAAUGAAGAAGGAGGCGACUCUACUCUCUGAUCUUAUCUGCAGCUCCGAUCUGCUUAUUCGACUGGAGAAGUAUCUGAGCAUUCACCCCCAGAAACGGGGGCAAGACCUCCUUGCCAGCUUACGGACGUAUCAAACGGAAUCGAAAUCGCUACACCAUCGGUAUCAAAAACGCAAGAAGGUGGAUAAAGGAAAAGGGGUGUCCUCAGAUCCAAUUGCUUCCGGAGAAAUCCACGCACACAAGAUGUCACUAGUUACUCAAGUACAAGACCUCUUCCCCGAUCUUGGCUCAGCCUUUGUUGUACGGUUACUGGACUUCUACAACGACAACUCCGAGACUAUCAUCGCCCAUCUUCUCGACGACUCACUUCCUCUAGAGCUCCAGUCUCUAGAUCGAUCUGAGCAACUGCCUCCCCCGGCAGAAUCUCGCCACAGUCAUCUCCCACCCCAGUCAACACCGCCCGCCAUGCAAUCACCUCACUUUGCACCACUCCCAACCCGCAAGAAUAUCUUCGACAAUGACGUGGAUAUCGCCGAACUAAGCCGCUCCGGCGAGACGAAAGGCAAACUACACUUCGGCCGCGUCGACGCAGACCAAACAGCCGACACACUCCUCUCAGACCACAGCAAGCACGCCGCAAACAAAGCAGCAAUCCUCUCCGCUCUAGCAGCGUUCGACUCCGACGACGACGAGCGCGACGAUACCUACGACACAGCGGAUGUAGGCGGCGCCAUCGACGGAGCCACAGGUGGUGCCGACGGCGAAGCCGACGCAGCUCAACGCGAACGCCGGACGGCCGAUAUCGAAACAACACUCUUCCGAACAUACAAGUCCAACCCAGGACUCUUCGCCCGCGACUCGGCGACCCGCCGCUCACAACCGCGUGCGUCAUUGAAGCGCGAGACAGAAAUGACCGACGAGGCUAUCGAGGGAUGGGCUCUCAUGCUAACGCGUGAUCCCAAGCGUCUCGCUAAACUUGAAAACCGGCUGGCUAUGGACGCUGGCGGGUUGCCUGGUGCUGGGUCACUUAAUCAGCCUGAGUUGCGUCCUACGUCUUACAGGAAGCCACAGCCUCGUGAGGAUGGGGAGGGUUCUGAUGAGGGCGAGUCUUCUGGUCAUGCUGGUUCGCGGGGUGGAAGAGGCCGUGGACGUGGUGGUCGAGGGCCGGGUGGUGGGGGUCGUGGACGUGGUGGGCGUGGUGGUGGUCCCCCGUCUGGUGGCCAGGGGCAACCGGAUAGUGCGGCAUCGAGACAGAGGAAGGAAGAGAACAAGGGUAGUCAGGCAAAUCACAACCGCCGACAGCAGCGUGCAAAGAAGAUGGCGCGUGGCGGCGGGUUGCCUGGCUAA
Molecule: messenger RNA, 2097 nt
Organism: Penicillium vulpinum
Lineage: Eukaryota; Fungi; Ascomycota; Eurotiomycetes; Eurotiales; Aspergillaceae
Product: ASCC2 family CUE domain-containing protein
Exons: 1
Coding region: 1-2097 (698 amino acids)
Molecular function (GO): ubiquitin binding
Source: RefSeq, a predicted model, not a curated record